AUGAAACCGGAACGCAAUGUGAUGAUAGCGGCCACCGGAAGUGUGGCCACCAUUAAGUUAGCCCAGUUAAUCAAUGAGCUCUCCGACGAGAACCUACCCUUUAAGUUCCACCUGAAAGUCCUUGUCACCGAGUCGGCCAAGCACUUUUUUGAACUGGAGCAAAUACCAGAAAAUGUACCCAUUUACCACAAUCGCGAUGAGUGGAUUGCCUGGAACAAGCGAGGAGAUCCAGUUCUACAUAUUGACCUAGGCAAGUGGGCCGAUUUGCUGGUGAUUGCCCCCCUCAGCGCCAAUUCCCUCUCCAAAAUGGCCACCGGGAUUUGCGAUAAUAUCGUAAUGUGCGUGGUGCGGGCAUGGGACCUUCAGAAACCCCUGCUCUUUGCUCCAGCGAUGAACACUCGGAUGUACGACCACCCAAUAACCCGAGAGCAGAUCGACAAGCUGACCAGUUGGGGCUACACGGAAAUUCCUUGUAUCUCCAAGACCCUUAUGUGUGGGGAUACCGGUAACGGUGCCAUGGCGGAGGUUCCCACAAUUGUAAAAGCGGUGUUGGCUGAAUUUAAAUCGGGAAAUUAGUUAAAUCAAGAAAUUGUUAUACACACAGAGUUUAUAUCGCAGAAUAUUUUGUUACAAUAAUUAGACAUAUACUAUGGAA
Messenger RNA from Drosophila eugracilis, 655 nucleotides. RefSeq names its product phosphopantothenoylcysteine decarboxylase (gene Ppcdc). The transcript has 3 exons. Gene Ontology annotation, molecular function: phosphopantothenoylcysteine decarboxylase activity; FMN binding. Gene Ontology annotation, biological process: coenzyme A biosynthetic process. The record is from RefSeq and is a predicted model, not a curated record. Gene Ontology annotation, cellular component: phosphopantothenoylcysteine decarboxylase complex. The coding region runs from base 1 to 576 and encodes 191 amino acids. NCBI's taxonomy places the organism in Eukaryota, Metazoa, Arthropoda, Insecta, Diptera, Drosophilidae.